Blepharisma stoltei is the source of this 1612-nucleotide messenger RNA. NCBI's taxonomy places the organism in Eukaryota, Ciliophora, Heterotrichea, Heterotrichida, Blepharismidae. The record is from the annotation of a GenBank genome assembly.
AUGUACGGAUGCCCAUUCUUCAUGCAGUCUUCUUCAAAAGGCACAAUAAAAUCUCCUUUUGCAGUGAAUAAAACCCAAAGAGCAGAUGACCCCAUCAGUUUCCAAAUCAUCCAAGAUUACUCCAAGCCUUACAUUUCUCCUUAUAUUGAUUCCUUUGCUCGUUACAAGCCUGAAAAGUUCCCAUGCUUUUAUGAUCUACCCUUUUACCUUCAAAACUCUUUAUUCCAUCACACUUUUAUAUCCCGUCAUCGAAAAACUGAGUUCACUAAUAAAGUGAUGAUUGCAAAUGAACUCAGGGAAUCUGGAAAUAAGAAUUUCCAUAAAGGCCAUUUUUUCAAAGCAUUUAUGUGCUAUGAUCAUUGCUUAGGCCUAUUUUCUUGGAUUGAGCUUGAAAGCCAAGAAGAUGAUGAAGGGCUAAGGAUAUAUAUUUAGUCAUAUUGAGCAGGAAGCAAUAAUAUAUGGUUAAUUUUUAAUUUUUAUUCGGAAUAUUAAUUUCAAUUUUUAUAAAUAAGCAGAAAUUAUUAAAAAGAAAAUAAUUCAAAAUCCAGAAAUGGAUGAAUUAAACGAAAAAGCAAGAAAAGGGAUGAUUUCACAAGUUCUGCUGAACUUGGCUGCUGCUCUCAUAAAAAUGCGAAAUUUUAAGGAGGCUUUAGAAGUUUUAAAAGAAGCAGUUUUAGUAAGCCCAAAAAAUCUAAAAAACAACGGCAUGAGAGCUAUAUGCAGAGCAGCAAAUAAAGAAUCCGACAUUGCUACUUUACAAUUAGCACUAGAUGAUGCGACUAAAGCUGUAGAAAAACAUUCUGUAUAUCAGGCUAUUAUCGAAAAAAUUAAUGAAAUUCUGCAAGAUAAAUACCAAGAAGAGUGCCUAUUUUACAAAAAUUUUUUCAAAUGCGUUAAAGACUACUCUGGAGUCAGACCAAAUACCGACUAUGAGUUUGAACAUACAGUGAUAAAAAAGCUUGAAAAUAAAUACCAAAAUAUGUUAAUAUAUUAUAGAGAAUCAGAUAUUUUAGGGAAAGUCGAAGAAGAGCAUCGAGAAGUUGUCAAAGUUUGCUCAAAAAUGAACUGGAUUUCGAACCUUUCUUUAAACAGCCCAAGCAUAUUGAUGGCAAAGCACGCAGAAGCUGCUGGACUUAACACUUCUGAUAUUUCAAUUGAUAAUGCAUUUGAAGGAGCGAAAAGACUUGAAAUUGUAAAAUCUUUCAAAGAAGGAAAAUACAACCAGCGCCUCUUAUACCAGUCAAUCCAAGAAACUAUGGAAGAGUUUGAAAGGAAUCCGAAAAAAGAAGAAGUAGAAGAGGAGGAUGGCUGGUUUACUUGGCAAAAAGGCUUGAUAAUGUUCCUUAUUUGUGCGAUCCUCAUUUAUAUAUUUUCAACACCAAGCAAGAAUAUUGGGUGCAUGCUUUUUUCUCUGGACUUUAGAAAGUGAGACACUUCCUCUGUGAUAUUUGGUCCAAUUUUUUUUCCUCAUGAAACACUUCAUAGAAAUUUUAAGCAAAUGUCUCAUAAGUAAAAAAUUUCAGCCAGAUUUCCCAGAAAUCUCUCACUAGGAAAAAGCCUUGAUCAAAUGAUGUGGGGCCAGAAUAUCACUAGAUUUAGUUACAAUUUCUAG